AUGCAUAUCAAAAUCUUACAACAUCCAGAUUUUCAUGCACAUGAACUCUCACUUAACAUUACAACACUAAAACAAAUGCAAUGUAACUUGCCAUUAAUGACACUUGGCAGUCAUAAAGUUAAAAUUAAUCUAACAUAUACUCCUUCUACCUCUAAACUUUUUAAAGAAUGUUUUACAUUUUCCGUUCUUGAUCAUAUUCAACAUAUUCUUAAUAAUCUAUCAAUUUAUCCAAAGUUAUAUUUUGGCCCUGGUAUUGAAAUUGAAGAAAAAUUAGAAUUAUGGCAUGGACAAGUAUGGAAAGGAUCUCCAAUAUUUGGGAAACAUCAAUAUAACAUUGGAAAUGCUGGAGAUUUUGUACUUUAUCAUGUUAAUGAAAAAAAUAUAAGUCAACAAUUAGAUCUUCCAGGCAAUUUAAGAUCUCUUGAUUGUUUAAACCAAUCAAAGAAUCAUGCUGUUUGGUUAACCGAAGAACAAACAACUACUUGUAUAGAUGAUAAUAAUGAAAAGGUGUUUGUUUCUGGAGGUUUAGGUAUGUGUACUGCAGAUUUGCCACAAGACAAUAAUGAUAUAGCAGGAGUUCAACAGCAUAAUGCAGAACAUGGGUGUUGUUCAUGUGAAGUAACUCAGAAAAUUUUUAGUAAUCUUCAUUUUGAUAUUCAAGCAAAUGGUAGCAAAACAAUAUGGAUUGCAUCUUCAAAAAAAUAUCUUGAUCAUCUUAUUCAUAAUAGACACAUACAAACACCUCAGGACUCUUAUUCAUUGUUUAGCAGAAAAAUUUAUAGAGAUAUAUACCAAGAGUCAGGUGAUAUAACACAAUGGCAUAUUAAUUAUUAUGAUUCUAUUCAAUUUACUGUCAAGCAUGAAGCUGAUAUUUAUAUUAAUAUUACAUUACAAGUUGGUGAUGUAGUUGAUAUAGAGGAGAUUGAACAAUCAUAUGAAAUUAGUGCACAUCAAGAUGAUCUUAUACAUAUUAAUCCCUUUUAA
This is a messenger RNA of Entrophospora sp. SA101, 984 nucleotides long. The record is from the annotation of a GenBank genome assembly. NCBI's taxonomy places the organism in Eukaryota, Fungi, Glomeromycota, Glomeromycetes, Entrophosporales, Entrophosporaceae.